AUGUCGUCCCUCCACACCCAGACGGAAGGGCUGUUGGCUCAGACAUCCCAGUUCUUCAAUGCGGGGGAAGAACCGCUGCUUGGGCCUCCAUCCAGCCACGAUCCGGCCGGCAGCCCGGGGCCAGGGGCGGCCUACUCGUCCUGGGAUUUACCGCCGGCGCCCGACCCACGUGACGGCACGCUGCUGCACAUCCAGCGCCUGGAGGACGUAAAUGCGGAGCUGCAGGACCGCCUGGUUGCCACGGGCGCCGCCCAUGCCGAUCUCCAGGCGCAAGCAGCGGCCCUCGACGCCGCCGUCCGCGCCCUCGAAGCAGCCAAGCGGGAGCUGGAGGGGCAGCUUCUUGACCUGCGGGAGAAGCUGCGCGCGAGCGAGCCCGCGCUGGACGUGGCGCUGCGGCAGGCGGAGGCGCGGGGCGCCGAGGCGCGGCGCGCGGCGGACGCGGCGGCGGAGGCGGAGCGGGUGCGGGCGCUGCUGGAGGCCGAGGUGGCAGGGCUCAAGAGUGCAGCGACGGAGCUUAGGAAGGAGGUUGAAACGGCCAACCGCAGGUCGCUGCAGGACGCGGACGACGCGCGGCGCGCAGAGUUGGAGGCGCAGGCGCUGCGGCGGGAGCUGCAGGGCGCGACGGAGGCGCUGGAGCGGGCGCGGGUGGAGGGCAACGAGCUGCGGGAGCGGCUGAGGGGGGCGGAGAACGAGGCGCUGCGCAAGCUGGCUACGUGUGAUCUGGAGGCGGAGCGCCUGGCGCAGCAGCUCAGGGAGGCGCAGCAGCGCGGGGCCGCGUUCGAGGCGCGCGGCCAGGAGCUGCAGCAUCACCUGGCCACAGCCCAGGCGGAGCUCAGCAUGCUGCGCCGCGAGCUGGACUCCACGCGGGCGGAGGCGGCCGGCGCGCGCGCGGCGGCCAUGGCCGCUUCCAACGCGGCCGCGGCCGCGCAGCAGCAGCAGCAGCACGCGCUGCAGCAGCAGCAGCACGCGCAGCUGCGCGCGUCGACGGCGCAGUCGGCGGGGUGGGGCGGCUACCUCGCGCUUCCGCCGCCGCAGCCGCAGCAGCAGCAGGCUUACUCGCCGCCCCAGUAUGGCGGCGGAUACUCCCAAUGGCCGCAGCCCCAAUACGGCCAGUCACCAGGAUUAGGGCCGGGCGGCCAGUUUGACGGCGGCGGUCCUUUGGAUGUGAACUUUUCCUCAAGCACGGUGUUCCGGGAAGCGGGCCAGCAGCAGCAAGGGCUGGGGGCGGAGCCGUCGUGGGCGACUGCAGGCGGCGGGGGCGGGGCUGGCGGCGCCUACUCGGUGACGUUCUCGGCGGCGCCGCCGCGCACCGCGCCUGCGGGCGGGGCCUCGCCCGGCGGGGCGCUCAAAACGGCGGCGGCGCAGCAGCAGACGACGCAGCAGCAGCAGCAGCAGCAGCAGCAGCAGGAGGACCGGGCGGCGGCCGGCGUGAGGUCGGGGCUGAGUCAGCAGCAGCAGUGGCAGCGGCGGUCGUGGGGCGAGGCGGAGGCCGGGAGCCGCAUUGGGACGGCGGCGGCCAUGUCGCCCGGCGCCGGCUGGCCGGGUCAGCAGCAGCAGCAGCAGCAGGUCGGCGUGCCGCCUGCAAGUCGCGGCGCGACGGGCCCGACGGCGCCGCCGUUUGCUGUGUCCGUCGUGCCGCCUGCCCCGGGCGGCUCGCCGCACCGCGUCCCUUACCCCGGCAGCCCCGGCCCGGCGCCCGGCGGGGGGCUUGGUGGCGGCGCCGGAGCCGCAGGGCCGCCCACGCCGGGCGCGGGGGACGGCGGGCUGUUCCGGGAGGGCGCGCCGUUUGGGACUGAGAUGUCCGUUCAAGAUAUCAUGGCGCGCACCAAGGGCGCGGAGGACGGCCUGCUGCGCGCCUGCCAGGAGCGGGACGAGCUGGAGAGCGAGCUGUCGCGCAUGCCGCUGGGCGGCGGCCGCACGCUGCGGCAGCGGCAGCGCAAGGAGUACCUGGAGGAGCGGCUGGACGGGCUGAGAUCUCAGAUCAGCUCCUACAGGAUGCAGAUCAAAAAGUUGCUGGGCAAGUAG
Monoraphidium neglectum is the source of this 2025-nucleotide messenger RNA. RefSeq lists its product as hypothetical. The transcript has 8 exons. NCBI's taxonomy places the organism in Eukaryota, Viridiplantae, Chlorophyta, Chlorophyceae, Sphaeropleales, Selenastraceae. The record is from RefSeq and is a predicted model, not a curated record. The coding region runs from base 1 to 2025 and encodes 674 amino acids.